AUGAACCUAAUAUUAUCACAUUACUGUUCAUCUCCAUUGUUCAUGCUGCUCCUGUUAGUCCUUUGCAUCGUGCGCUACGUAGAACCAGCGAUCGCCGGCGAUCGGUUGGUGUUUCACGUCCCGAUCACCUACAAGAAUGUGCACAUGACGAAGACACGCGUGAAGCCCAUCCACCAUCGCACGUUCCAGCAGACGGACUACAAGCUGCUGGGCUACAGCCUAGACAAGCACGGCCAAGGAAUGGCCCCGAUGGAGUAUCUGGCGAAGAUGCAGAUUUUACGGUAA
This is a messenger RNA of Anopheles coustani, 285 nucleotides long. RefSeq lists its product as uncharacterized. Lineage: Eukaryota; Metazoa; Arthropoda; Insecta; Diptera; Culicidae. The coding region runs from base 1 to 285 and encodes 94 amino acids. The transcript is spliced from 3 exons. The record is from RefSeq and is a predicted model, not a curated record.